CACUCGCCCGCGCCGCCCUCUCCUGCUCUCGCCGACUGCGCCGAUCAUCAUCAUGAAGCUGUUUGUUUGCCUUGCCGUCCUUGUUGCGGCUUGCGCUGCUCAGGAGGCUCGUCUCCUGGUGGCCAAGGAGGUGGUCAACACCCGCGCCGUCGUCGGUCGCGACCUGACCAUCCGCUACAGCCUCUACAACACUGGCGAUGCGGAGGCUACGGACAUCACCCUCUCAGAUACGAGCUUUGAGGAGGAGAACUCGGGCUUCCAGCUGGUUUCGGGCUUGACCUCGGUCAACUUUGCUUCCCUCACCCCUCAGGCCAAUGUUUCCCACCACGUUGUUGUUCAGGCCGAGUACUCUGGCUACUACAACCUGUCGGCUGCCACCGUUACCUACAAGGCGUCCCCCGAUGCCCAGUCCACCGUGUCGGCCAUCAGCAGCGAGCCCAAGCAGAUUCCCAUUGCGCCCAACGAUGACUUUGCUCGUGCUUUCGAUACUCAUCUGUUUGAGUGGGUGGUGGUCCUCGCGGCGGCUGUCGGCCUGGUUUACUUUCCCUUCAGCAUGUUCCAGGCCAGCGUCGCUGCCUACAAGAAGCAAGAGUAAAGCAAUCUCGGGGUGAUCAUCGAUGCGAUGCGGUCUGACGAGUUUCCGAUGCUCCCCUUCUGUUGUUUUCCAAACCCAUGGGAAACUGUCGAGACUUGUCAUGCCUUCCAAUCCUGUUCACCAGCAGGCGAGAGGUGACAACCUGCCUUGUGAGGCACAUCUACCAAAGUUUGAACAAAAAUAAAAAAGAAUUGAAUACGCUGGCUGAGACCAGGUACACAAACCU
Monosiga brevicollis MX1 is the source of this 821-nucleotide messenger RNA. RefSeq lists its product as uncharacterized. The coding region runs from base 53 to 595 and encodes 180 amino acids. Gene Ontology annotation, cellular component: endoplasmic reticulum. The record is from RefSeq and is a predicted model, not a curated record. Lineage: Eukaryota; Choanoflagellata; Craspedida; Salpingoecidae. The transcript has 5 exons.